CCCGCAACUCUCCCCCCACAGCCUUUUCUGAUUGAGUGAGUGUCUCUGAACACCUCUCUCUCUCUCUCUCUUUCUCUCUGACAAAGUGUUUGGCAUUUUACUACUGUUCUUUCUCUUGUUUUUAGGUUCAAUAGCAGUCAUUUAAAGCCUAAUAUUUCCCUUCUUAGUUCUUACUUCUAUCACAUACACCACACAAAUUCUUCUCUCUCUCUCCCACUGCCUGAUCUCCCUUAAGUUCUACAUAACAAAAACCAUGGAAGAUUUGAUAAUCUCACCCUCCUCUUCUUCUUCUCUAGUCUCAAGUUUGCCCCAAGAAGCCCCACCAACCCUUCAACAAAGGCUCCAGUUCAUAGUUCAGAGCCAACCAGAGUGGUGGGCUUACGCUAUUUUCUGGCAAACAGCAAACGACGACAAUGGUCACGUCUUCUUGGCCUGGGGCGACGGCCAUUUCCAUGGCAACAAAGACACUUCUCGCAAACUCUCCCAUAGUAACAAUACCCACCCCAUUCCAGUUCUACACUCGGAAAGAAAAAAUUUCAUGAGGGAUAUCCAAUCCAUGAUCGGCGAAAGCAACCAGGACAUCGAUAACAUGUCCAUAAACGCCGAUGUCUCCGACGCUGAGUGGUUCUACAUAAUGUCGCUAACCCGCUCUUUCUCUGCCGGAGAGGGUGUGCCCGGCAGGGCUUUUAGUACCAAUUCUCUGGUGUGGUUGACUGGUGGCCGAGACCUGCAGUUCUACAAUUGUGAGAGAGCUAAAGAAGCUCACAUGCAUGGGAUUGAGACUUUGAUCUGUAUCCCAACCUCUAGUGGGGUUCUGGAGAUGGGUUCGCCGAAUAUAAUCAGGGAGAACUGGGGUUUAGCCCAGCAAGCAAAGUCCUUAUUCGGGACAGAUCUUGCCGGCUUGUUACCCAGGCAACAAAGCCCAAGUUCAGGGCCGAUUCAGUUUCUUGAAAGAAAUAUUUCUUUCGCAGAUAUAGGCAUCAUAGCUGGCGUUCCAGGAGACGAUAAUUCUGGCGAAGAGAAGAGAAAAGAAGCAAUAGGAGGAAAGAAACAGUGCAUCAAAGGUGGGCAGUAUCCAUACGUGGACUCGGAGCACUCUGAUUCUGACUGUCCACUAAUCGCCCUGAACGUAGAGAAAAGAACUCCCAAAAAAAGAGGGAGGAAACCCGGGCUCGGCCGCGACACGCCGCUAAACCACGUCGAGGCGGAGCGCCAGCGACGAGAGAAGCUGAACCAUCGGUUCUACGCCCUGCGCUCAGUGGUACCCAACGUGUCGAGGAUGGACAAGGCAUCUCUUCUGUCUGACGCCGUGUCAUACAUCAACGAGCUGAAGACAAAGAUCGACGAGUUAAAGUCGCAGCUUCAGAGAGAUUCCAAGAAAGUGAAGCUAGAACUGGCCGACACCAUGGACAACCAAAGCACCACAACCUCCGUCAACCAAACCAGGCCGAACUCGAGCGGGUUCGCGCUCGAGGUCGAGGUCAAGAUCGUAGGACUUGAUGCCAUGAUCAGGGUCCAAUCGGAGAAUGUUAACUACCCGGCGGCACGCCUAAUGUGCGCGCUGCGUGAUCUUGAGUUCCAAGUCCACCAUGCGAGCAUGUCGUGCGUGAACGAGCUCAUGCUUCAGGAUGCUGUGGUUAAGGUUCCGGAUGGAUUGAGAAGUGAAGAAGGUCUUAAGACUGCUCUUCUAAGAAGACUAGAGCAAGAUUCCCCAUGUUUAUGUCACAGAGAUUGAAGAACCCAAGAAAAGAAGAGAUCUGUCAAGCAUGUGGGCUUUAAGCUUUUUUCGAAGGUAUCUUUGUACA
This is a messenger RNA of Juglans microcarpa x Juglans regia, 1805 nucleotides long. RefSeq names its product transcription factor MYC2. Gene Ontology annotation, biological process: regulation of DNA-templated transcription. Gene Ontology annotation, molecular function: protein dimerization activity; DNA-binding transcription factor activity; transcription cis-regulatory region binding. The transcript has 2 exons. The record is from RefSeq and is a predicted model, not a curated record. The coding region runs from base 254 to 1735 and encodes 493 amino acids. Gene Ontology annotation, cellular component: nucleus. Lineage: Eukaryota; Viridiplantae; Streptophyta; Magnoliopsida; Fagales; Juglandaceae.